This is a messenger RNA of Striga asiatica, 1809 nucleotides long. The record is from the annotation of a GenBank genome assembly. NCBI's taxonomy places the organism in Eukaryota, Viridiplantae, Streptophyta, Magnoliopsida, Lamiales, Orobanchaceae.
CUCCAGUGUUUAAUAUUGUUGUGAGAAAAAACCUGCCACGUAAUAAUAAGUUCACUAUCAGUACAAAUUUUACCUUCCAAUGGUAAUAUAAAAGAUACAUGUUGUGCUGAGUUGGCAAUAAUUAUUUUCUACACUGUGAUAGAGCCUGUGAAGUAUCUACAUCCUUCUCCACAGGAUGACUCAGCAAAUUUGGGGAGAAGAGUUCUCAAAAUCCACGAAAAUCUGGUGGGAAAAAUUGGCGGGCACCCAAAAUUUUUCAAUCGUCAAACUGAAAAGAUUGCAAUUCUCUUAUGUACAACUGAACCAAGAUUUACCUAGUUGAAAAAUUACAAUUGCCGAUCCAACAAAAAGAUUUUCUGAUGGACAGGGAUUCUGAAGAAUCUCAUCCUGGUUUUCAUUUGAAUUCAAGUGGAUUAUAUCCUUCUCAUGUUGACCUACAAUAUGGAGCCACUCCUACGUUUCAAAGCUUGUUGAACACUCCAAUGGUUAGAAAUCCAAUGGUAAUCAAUCAAGGUGGUGUUAACAAUGCUCAUUUUCCUAUCUACACUCCAAUGACCAGUUUUCAAACACAAAGUAACACUUCUUUGGGUAGUAAUCGAAUUCCUGUUAGCACUUCAACGGUCCCUUCUCAAAUUGGUGGUAAGACCACGGGCAUGAACAAUCAGAAUCAAGAAACGCCAAAAGGAUUAAAAAAGAGAGUUAAAGGUGUCCAAACUUCAAGCAGCAAAAAAGAUUGGGGUGUAGAAGAAGAAGAAGCUUUGACGAACGCAUGGUUGAAUGUGUCUUUGGACCCUAUUGUGGGUAACAAUCAAAAAGCUACUGCCAUGUGGGUUCGUAUCCAUCAAGUAUGGAAGGAAAACAUGGGGCCUGGAUGCAAAUAUCUUAGAUCGUCUAAUAGUUUACAAUGUCAUUGGUCCAUUAUUCAUGCAGCGGUAAACAACUUUGCAGGACAUUAUUCUAAACUAGAGAGGCAUCCUCAGAGUGGUACAAACUCAAAAGACUUGAUUCACAAGGCGUUGGGUAUGUACGAAGAUAUAGAAGGUAGCAAAUUCAAAUGGGUUCAUUGCUGGGAAAUAAUGAUGAAAAAUCCAAAAUGGCAGUCGAAACAUGAUAAGAACAUUGCACCAAAUAGACAAGCAGAUGAUGAAAACAAGUCGCCUACAUCUGAAGAGUCUUUACUGAAUAUCAUUGAUGAUAACGUAACACCUGAAGGUAAUAACUGUGAUGGUCGACCGAUGGGAAGAAAAAAUAGUAAAGAAAAGAAGAGAAAAUUGCAUGAUGAAAAAGGUGUGGUGGAUGCAUUAAACAACUUGCAGUCCACUUUGGCAAAGCAGAUCAGUAUCAAUGAAAAAAGUUUGGAGAUGAGAAAGAAAAAUGAGGAAGAAAAUAUCCAGUUGAAAAGGCAAGCACUAAACAGGGAGAUGGAAAUGAAGAUGAAGGAGCAAAGGAGAAAACGACAAGAACGGGUAAUGAACCAAGAUUUAAGUAAGCUUACACCUGUAGCUAGAGAUGCAUAUGAAGCCAUGCAAGUCAAGAUUUUGAAAGAAUGGGAAAAAGAUGAUAUAUUUGAAACUGAUGUGCCAAACUCACAGGAUUUUUGAGGCUUCAGCAAAAGACCUGGAGUAAUUUUAGAUUUGUGCAGGAUUGCCUUGCUGAACAUUUCCUUAAUGUAUUUUUUUUAAUUUUUUUUAAUUUUUUUUUCUAAUAUUGAACUAAUUUGUUGCUACUUUUAUUUAUGAGAUAAAUGGUGUCCAAUUGGAUUAUUUGUCAUACCAUGUCCAUGUUUUUUUUCAAAUAUAUAAACCAUCU